Molecule: messenger RNA, 492 nt
Organism: Carassius carassius (crucian carp)
Lineage: Eukaryota; Metazoa; Chordata; Actinopteri; Cypriniformes; Cyprinidae
Product: deoxynucleoside triphosphate triphosphohydrolase SAMHD1-like
Exons: 5
Coding region: 1-492 (163 amino acids)
Biological process (GO): dGTP catabolic process
Cellular component (GO): nucleus
Molecular function (GO): dGTPase activity
Source: RefSeq, a predicted model, not a curated record
AUGGAAUGGCCAGAUGACAGUGAGAGGUGUGAGAAAAAGUCUUUCCUGUAUGAGAUUGUGGUAAAUCAAUGGAAUGGCGUUGAUGUGCGCAAAUGGGACUAUUUUGCACGAGACUGUCAUUACCUCGGCAUCCCAAACAGCUUUGAUCCUCAGCGUCUGCUGAAAUCAGCUCGAGUGUGUGAGGUGAAGGGGGAAAAACACAUCUGCUACAGAGACAAGGUGGCUGAUGAUAUUUAUGACAUGUUUCACACCAGAUACACUCUGUACAACCAGGCCUACCAGCACAAGAUCGUCAACAUCAUUGAAGAAAAAAUCUCUGAAGCCCUCAUAGCAGCAAAAGACAAGAUCACAAAGCUCUCACCAAUUCCUGAAGCUGAAUUACAAAAAGAUAUCAAGAGGAAGAUCUUAAAUAUUCAAAACAAUGAAAAAGGUGGUGAGAAACUAACAGCAAUGAAAGAAUUCAUCAAACUGACCGGUCAGUUAAAAACAUGA